GCAGCGACCUCGCCAGGACUAAAAAUGGCGGAGUCGGUGCUGGAAGAUGUCCGAAAGCUGCAGACUCGGCUGACUAGCUCUUCGGAACCGAAGAAGCUGAUGAAGAGUUUGAAGAGACUUUCUGAACUGCCAAUCACCGUAUACAUUCUUCAGGAGACUGGAGUCGGAAAGACUGUGAACAGUUUACGAAAACUUGCACAGGUUGGAGAAUUUGCCAAGAACUUGGUGGCAAAAUGGAAGAAGCUUGUGCCAGUUUCACAGGAAACACAGCGGCAUAAUCUUGAACCUAAAGAACAGGGCCAUGACCGAAGCAUCUCAAGGAAACGACACCUGUUGCCCAAAGAAGACAAAACAGCCUACUCAGAGACAUGUCAACCUUCUUGUAGCCGGUCAUGUGAGACGGAUUGUGGAGCUAAAAAGGCCAAGAAGUAUUCAGACCCAGAAAAAUCCCAUCACGAUGUAAGCUAUGGUAUUCCAGAAGACAGGUCAUGGAGGAGAGGGUCCUCUGACCAGGAAUGUUCUGACUAUGGACAUGCAAUCUCAUCUGAGCCCAGCCAAAGUCCUCAGGAACUAUGUAUGGACCCCUAUCAUACUGAAGAACAAGAGAGGGAACAAAAAUCCCUUUCCCGAAAGGGGAUUAAAAGCCACCAGUUUCAGGACAGACUAGAAGCUACUCAUCAUAGUAAUUUCAGUGACUCUCAAGAGAAACCCAGUACAAGUCGGGGCAAAGAGCCUAAAUCUUCUCACAAAGAGAGGCAGCGGCCGGAAGCCAAGGGGGACGAGAAGGCCACUGUAGUUAGCUCAGAGAAACUGCCAAAGGCUUCUACGUCCCAUGAAGCUUCUGUAUCAGGCAGCAGCAAGGAGAAGCUGAAGGCUCCGGACAGCCUCAAACGAGACAAGAAAAAAGAUGGCAGCAGCGCCAAGAAACAGAAGGCCUACUUUGACUUGGAGGAUAGCUUGAAUGAACACAGGAAGAAGCAAAAAACCCAUGACUCGGACAAGGCCAAACUAGAAAAAGUGAAAUUUAUCAUGGAAACCGUACCUGUUCAGGUGAAACCGAAAUCUGAAGGAGAUUUGCCUAAUAAGAACAAAGAGAAGAAGAGUUCCAGCAGCUGUAAAAUUUCUGAGGGCAAACCCAAAGUCCUUGAAGCAAGCAAAAGACCUGCAGGUUUCUCACCUCCCGGAGAAAGAGAGGUGGAGGAUGAAUAUGAAAAGCCCACCAUGUCCUUUGAGUCGUACCUGAGUUAUGACCAGCCUCAGAAGAAGAAAAGGAAGCUGGCUAAGCCUGCUACAGUUUCAGUUCCAGAGAAAGGACCUAGUAGCAAGCAGAACGGUUCCAAGUCAAGUGCCAAGGGCUUGGACCCAAACUGGAAAAUACCCAAGCUAUCGAGUCAGAAGAAGCCAGUGGAGGCAUCUGCAAUUAAAGCAAAAAAAAUACUCAUUAAUGUGGUGCCAAUGCUUCCUGACAUUCCAUUGCCUCCAAUCCAGGCAACUUAUCGCCCUCUUCCUUCACUUGAUACGACUGCAUUCACCCAACCAAAGAGGAAAGCCCUCUCCUCCCCAACUCAAGAGGAUGAGGCUGGUUUCACAGGACGUCGGCUGAAUUCCAAGAUGCAGGUGUACUCGGGUAACAAGACCGCCUAUCUUCCAAAGAUGAUGACUCUCCAUGAGCAGUGCAUCCGGGUGCUCAGCAAUAAUAUUGAUUCCAUCUACGAAGUGGGUGGUGUCCCAUUUUCUGUACUUGAACCUGUUUUGGAACGCUGUACUCCAGAGCAGUUGUAUCGCAUUGAGGAGUACAAUCACGUUUUAACAGAAGACACAGAUCAAUUGUGGCACAAUCAUUGCCAGCGUGAUUUCAAGAAGGAGAAGCCAGAUGAGUUUGAGAGCUGGAGGGAAAUGUACCUAAGGCUGCACGAUGCUCGAGAGCAGCGACUUCUGAUGCUAACAGAAAACAUCCGUUCAGCUCAUGCCAAUAAACCCAAAGCCCGAGUAGCUAAGAUGGCAUUUGUCAACUCAACAGUCAAGCCACCCCGGGAAGUGAGGAGAAGACAAGAAAAAUUUGGGACUGGAGGAGCAGCUGUCCCAGAGAAGAUGAAAAUCAAACCUGUAUGCUUCACUGCAACUAAAAGUAGCACCGUUCACACGGAAGAGGAACAGGAUUACGACAGGCCCAGUACCAGUAGCGGCCCCUCAGGCUCAUCCCUGGCCAGCACUUCAUCAGCGGCCUAUGACCCAAGGAAGCCCCAGGUGAAGAAAAUUGCACCUAUGAUGGCCAAGACUAUCAAAGCUUUCAAAAACAGGUUUUCUCGACGAUAAAGGAACUGUCAGGCUCCAGUGAAUGCGAAGGAUUUUUUUUUAUGUGCUUACAGGAAAUUGGGGAGUUUUUGGGGAGUCCCCCAAAGCCCUGUUUAAGACCAACUGCACAGUAUUGUUCAAAACCACCUUCCAGUUUCCUCCCUUUGUCCCCAUAAUUUUUGUUUUAUUUGCCAAGCGUUUUGCAAAUGUGAAGUCUUGGCACUUGGCUGAGACACGAAGGUCCACAAACUAUAGCGCUUUCUUCGGUCUCUUUUUUUUUCUGGAUUCCAGAAUGGAAAGAGAACAGCCUUCCACCAUCUGCAGUGUUUGUUUGUUUGUUUGUUUUGUCUCCCUCGACCAAUUGUAAGACUUCAGAUCUGCUCUUCUAGUCUCCACUGUGAAAGACCCAUCUAUUUUGCAGAUACUGUUCAUGAUUAGCAACUGCUGCUAAAGGACCUCUUGGGACUUUUACAAUCUUGGUCAACCUUCCGGCAAGUGAUUUCCCCAAACAUCAUUUUCUUCUCCUUUCUGUUUUUCAGUCGCAGCUCUUAAGUGUUCAUCUCAUGCCUAAAACCCUUUGUGCCAGAUACAAGCUGAUUGGCCUUUCUAUACGGGGACAUCUGUUCACUUGGCAAAGGAAAAAAAAUAAUAAAGUAAGAAAUGGGUACACGUUAUUUUAAACUCGUAGGGAAAAAAAAGCAGCACAACUCAGGAAGCGAAGAAUAAGUCACUUUGCACAAAUCUGGAUUUCAAGCAUUCAUGUGAGGUUUCUUUAUUUUAAAAAUGUAUAGUGACGAUAAGGGGGAUAAGUUUUCCCCAUUUUAAAUUGAAAACAAGGACUUAAAUUAGGUUUUCCUCUUUGAUCCCUCUGGUUUUAACAACAGAGCAGGCACUUUAAUUCACUGUUACCCUUUAAAGAGCUCCAUUGACAAAACUUUACUCAUCUAAGUGCUCUCUACAGGGGAUUCUGGGAAUUGAAGGGACAACACCUCAAGUCAGAUUAGAAAUCAUUUCCAUGGGAAGGAUUGUAGAAACCUCCAGUUCAUUUGUCACUCUCUAAUGUAGAAAGUGUUUUAAUUUUAUUUAAUGUUUUAAUGUUGUUUUAAAUUUAGGCAAAUGUUACAUGAAUUGGCUUUUAACUUCAUUUUGGAACCUUUUUAACGGGUAGGAAUAUACAAAAGACUCAGUUGCUGAAUUAUGGCAACUCUUCCAUCCCUCUGGUUUUACCAACAGAGCAGGCACUUUAAUUCACUUUUACCCUUUAAAGAGCUCCAUUGACAAAACAUCACUCAUCUAGGUGCUCUCUAUAGGGGAUUCUGGGAAUUGAAAGGAAAACAUCUCAAGUCAGAUUAGAAAUCAUUUCCAUGGGAAGGAUUGUAGGAACCUCCAGUUCAUUUGUCCCUCUCUAAUGUGGAAGGUAUCCUUAUUUUAUUUAAUGUUGUUUUAAAUUUAGGCAAAUGUUACAUGAAUUGGCUUUUAACUUCAUUUUGGAACCUUUUUAACGGGUAGGAAUAUACAAAAGACUCAGUUGCUGAAUUAUGGCAACUCUUCCAUCCCUCUGGUUUUACCAACAGAGCAGGCACUUUAAUUCACUUUUACCCUUUAAAGAGCUCCAUUGACAAAACAUCACUCAUCUAGGUGCUCUCUAUAGGGGAUUCUGGGAAUUGAAAGGAAAACAUCUCAAGUCAGAUUAGAAAUCAUUUCCAUGGGAAGGAUUGUAGGAACCUCCAGUUCAUUUGUCCCUCUCUAAUGUGGAAGGUAUCCUUAUUUUAUUUAAUGUUGUUUUAAAUUUAGGCAAAUGUUACAUGAAUUGGCUUUUAACUUCAUUUUGGAACCUUUUUAACGGGUAGGAAUAUACAAAAGACUCAGUUGCUGAAUUAUGGCAACUCUUCCAUCCCUCUGGUUUUACCAACAGAGCAGGCACUUUAAUUCACUUUUACCCUUUAAAGAGCUCCAUUGACAAAACAUCACUCAUCUAGGUGCUCUCUAUAGGGGAUUCUGGGAAUUGAAAGGAAAACACCUCAAGUCAGAUUAGAAAUCAUUUCCAUGGGAAGGAUUGUAGGAACCUCCAGUUCAUUUGUCCCUCUCUAAUGUGGAAGGUGUCCUUAUUUUAUUUAAUGUUGUUUUAAAUGUAGGCAAACGUUACAUGAAUUGGCUUUUAACUUCAUUUCGGAAGCUUUUUAAUGGGUGCGAAUACACAAAAGACUCAGUUGCUGAAUUAUCACAACUCUUGAUCCCUCUGGUUUUACCAACAGAGCAGGCAUUUUAAUUCACUGUUACCCUUUAAAGAGCUCCAUUGACAAAACUUCACCCAUCUAGGAGUUUUGUUAUGUCCCGGAACAAAAAAGAGAGGCCAAGCAAAGGGGGCAGGUUUUGGUCUGGAGCAGAGGUCUCCAACCUUGACAACGUUAAGACUUGUGGACUUCAACUCCCAGAAUUCCUCAGCCAGCUUUACUGGUUGAGAUAUUCUGAGAGUACAAGUCCACAAGUCUUAAAGUUGCCAAGGUUGGAGACCCCUGGUCUGGAGUGACAGCAUCCGUUAUGGAAUAAUCUAGAAGAACAUGUCAUGCCCAGAACAAGCCAGGGGGAAAACCAGUUUUGAGAGUGGUCCAUCUGUCUCGAUGCUUCUUGGCUGCUAUUGUUUUAGUCCUGGAGGAGACACUGAGCUGAGGAUCUUAUCUAUGCUCAUGUUGAUAGGUGUGUGUUGUGGAGGGGAAAGACAGACCUGGUUUUGAAAGGCUUGAUGGUGUGUUGCCUUAGUGCCACGGUUGGAUGAAUAUCGAUGUCCACGUGUUUUAUGAAGGAAUCUGGCCUUUUCCCGAUGAUAGGGAUGGAGGAAAAAGACCUUCUCCCAAUGGCCUCCUAGUGCCACCAUUCUGAACUCUGGCCUUUCAGUUUUCUGCUGAUGCCCAGGUUGUCAUGAGGGUAGCAGUCACAAAAGCCCUGUUAACUUUAAAAACCAGCAAUUCCUCCAUCAAUGUAAAGCUGGAGGGGGUAUGCAGGGUGUACCAUGUGGGAUAGGAUAAGAACAUCUCUUGAUGUUCUCUGUCCGGCCAAACAAGCAAUAUCCCCUGAAGUUCCAACACCCAAGAAAAAGACAGCGCCUUUUUAAAAAACCAUCGUAUAAUUAAAAUUUUAUAUGCAUUUAUAUGUAUUUUGUGUAUUUAUGUAUAUAUACACAUAUACAAAAUACGUGUAUAUGUACACAUACACAAAAUGCAUAUAAAUUUUAAUUAUGGUAUAUGCAGUUUGUGUAUGUAUGUAUCUGUAUAUCUGUGUACACAUAUAUUUAUGUAUGCGUGUGUGUGUGUGUCUGUAUAUAUAUAUAUGUAUAAGAUAGAUAUAGUGAUAGAUUUAGAUAGAUUUAGAUAGAUAUAGAUAGGUAUAGAUAGAUAUAGAUAGAUAUAGAUAGAUAUAGAUAGGUAUAUAUACACACACACAUAUACACGCAUACAUAAAUAUAUGUGUACAUAGGUAUACACAUACAUACGUACACAAAAUAUGUGUGUUUGUGCAUAUAUACACACACAUACACAAAAUGUCUAUAAAAUCUAAGAUUUUAAUUACAUCCACAUUUUGUGUAUGCAUGUAUACACCUUGAUGUAUGUAUGUACACACACACACAAACACCACAUGCAUAUAAAAGGCAUAUAAAAUUUAAAUAUAUGAUGGUUUUUUAAAAAGGCACUGCCUCCCUCAUGCAACUUUGGAGCUGAUUUUAAAUCCCCAGCAACUUUGUGUAGCAUUCUAACGUAAAGGCGGAUUGGAUUUAAUGAUGUUGAAUUUUUAACAAAUGCUCUGUUUCCUUUCCCAAGUGCUCAAAUACCUUUUGUGGUAUUUGGCUUACUGAUAUAUUCUUCUGCUGGUUGUUGUAUGUGGUGUAUUUUCUCCUUUUUGUUGUUGGAUGUGGUGGUAAGAGGAGAGCCCCGGAAAAUUCUCAACCACAGAAGGGGAAAGGAAAUUUACAAGAGUCUUGUUGGUCCAACCGUUAGCUAUACAAAUUGAUGGAUGGUUUUCCCCAAACGCUUUUUUCCCCAUUCAAGGAGAUAUCUGGAGAACUUGAAAUAAUCAACUGGCUGUCUGGAGCCCCUUUCUUGGCACUAUCACACUUUUGUUUUGCAAUCGGAUUACUAUGGGACACCAUUCGCAACCUGAAACAGUACUUCCCAGUUGUGCAGGAUUUGAAUCUCCAUUAUCCUGCUGACUACAGGUUAUGGGAUUUCCUAUCCGAUAUAUCUGGAGGAAGCAGAAGGUUGGCUAAUGCCAUUGUGACACCUUUUCGUAGCACAAACCUGUCACCAGAGGGACUGAUAGCAGUAGUCAAGAGCUUGUGUCAACUAUAGGUAUUAUGGGCUCCUCAGUGAUGAGCAAUUCCCUUUAAAUGUAGUUUUUGUAGCCUUAAUGGCCAAGAAGAACACUUGUAGAUUAACCACUGCGCUGUUGGUACUGUUAACGGAUGAAACCAUUGGCUAAAUUCCACUAUAAUACUUGGGACUAAUUGAUUACCGUAUCUGACUAACGUCAGAGUUCAAAUUAUGUACUGCAAGCUUACCCAAGCAGGCAUAUUCCAGAUUUUUUAAUCAAUUCCCGCAUUCUUUCCCAGGGCUCUCUAAGGGAGAUUCUGGGAAUUAAAGUAAUGACACCUCAAGUGAGGUUAGAAAUCAUUUCCAUGGAAAGAAUUAUAGGAACCUCCAGUUCAUUUGUCCCUCUCUAAUGUGGAAGGUGUCUUUAUUUUAUUUAAUGUUUUAAAUCUAGGCAAACAUUACAUGAAUUCAUUUUGGAACCUUUUAAACGGGUGGGAAUAUACAAAAGACUCAGUUGCUGAAUUAUGGCAACUCUUCCAUCCCUCUGGUUUUACCAACAGAGCAGGCACUUUAAUUCACUGUUACCCUUUAAAGAGCUCCAUUGAGAAAACUUCACCCAUCUAGGAGUUUUGUUAUGUCCCGGAACAAAAAAGAGAGGCCAAGCCAAGGGGGCAGGUUUUGGUCUGGAGCAGGGGUCUCCAACCUUGACAACUUCAAGACUUGUGGACUUCAACUCCCAGAAUUCCUCAGCCAGCUUUGCUGGUUGAGGUAUUCUGAGAGUAGAAGUCCACAAGUCUUAAAGUUGCCAAGGUUGGAGACCCCUGGUCUGGAGUGACAGCAUCCGUUAUGGAAUAAUCUAGAAGAACAUGUCAUGCCCAGAACAAGCCAGGGGGAAAACCAGUUUUGAGAGUGGUCCAUCUGUCUCGAUGCUUCUUGGCUGCUAUUGUUUUAGUCCUGGAGGAGACACUGAGCUGAGGAUCUUAUCUAUGCUCAUGUUGAUAGGUGUGUGUUGUGGAGGGGAAAGACAGACCUGGUUUUGAAAGGCUUGAUGGUGUGUUGCCUUAGUGCCACGGUUGGAUAAAUAUCGAUGUCCACGUGUUUUAUGAAGGAAUCUGGCCUUUUCCCGAUGAUAGGGAUGGAGGAAAAAGACCUUCUCCCAAUGGCCUCCUAGUGCCACCAUUCUGAACUCUGGCCUUUCAGUUUUCUGCUGAUGCCCAGGUUGUCAUGAGGGUAGCAGUCACAAAAGCCCUGUUAACUUUAAAAACCAGCAAUUCCUCCAUCAAUGUAAAGCUGGAGGGGAUAUGCAGGGUGUGCCAUGUGGGAUAGGAUAAGAACAUCUCUUGAUGUUCUCUGUCCGGCCAAACAAGCAAUAUCCCCUGAAGUUCCAAUACCCAAGAAAAAGACAGCGCCUUUUUAAAAAACCAUCGUAUAAUUAAAAUUUUAUAUGCAUUUAUAUGUAUUUUGUGUAUUUUUGUAUAUAUACACAUAUACAAAAUAUGUGUAUAUGUACACACACACAAAAUGCAUAUAAAUUUUAAUUAUGGUAUAUGCAGUUUGUGUAUGUAUGUAUCUGUAUAUCUGUGUACACAUAUCAUAUUUAUGUAUGCGUGUGUGUGUGUGUCUGUAUAUAUAUAUAUAUGUAUAAGAUAGAUAUAGUGAUAGAUUUAGAUAGAUAUAGAUAGGUAUAGAUAGAUAUAGAUAGGUAUAGAUAGUUAUAGAUAGAUAUAGAUAGCUAUAGAUAGGUAUAUAUAUACACACACACAUAUACACGCAUACAUAAAUAUAUGUGUACAUAGGUAUACACAUACAUACGUACACAAAAUAUGUGUGUUUGUGCAUAUAUACACACACAUACACAAAAUGUCUAUAAAAUCUAAGAUUUUAAUUACAUCCACAUUUUGUGUAUGCAUGUAUACACCUUGAUGUAUGUAUGUACACACACACACAAACACCACAUGCAUAUAAAAGGCAUAUAAAAUUUAAAUAUAUGAUGGUUUUUUAAAAAGGCACUGCCUCCCUCAUGCAACUUUGGAGCUGAUUUUAAAUCCCCAGCAACUUUGUGUAGCAUUCUAACGUAAAGGCGGAUUGGAUUUAAUGAUGUUGAAUUUUUAACAAAUGCUCUGUUUCCUUUCCCAAGUGCUCAAAUACCUUUUGUGGUAUUUGGCUUACUGAUAUAUUCUUCUGCUGGUUGUUGUAUGUGGUGUAUUUUCUCCUUUUUGUUGUUGGAUGUGGUGGUAAGAGGAGAGCCCCGGAAAAUUCUCAACCACAGAAGGGGAAAGGAAAUUUACAAGAGUCUUGUUGGUCCAACCGUUAGCUAUACAAAUUGAUGGAUGGUUUUCCCCAAACGCUUUUUUCCCCAUUCAAGGAGAUAUCUGGAGAACUUGAAAUAAUCAACUGGCUGUCUGGAGCCCCUUUCUUGGCACUAUCACACUUUUGUUUUGCAAUCGGAUUACUAUGGGACACCAUUCGCAACCUGAGACGGUACUUCCCAGUUGUGCAGGAUUUGAAUCCCCGUUAACCCCUGCUGACUACAGGUUAUGGGGUUUCCUAUCUGAUGUAUCUGGAGGAGGCAGAAGGUUGGCUAAUGCCAUUGUGACACCUUUUCGUAGCACAAACCUGUCACCAGAGGGACUGAUAGAAGUAGUCAAGAGCCUGUGUCAACUAUAGGUAUUAUGGGCUCAUCAGUGAUGGGCAAUUCCCUUUAAAUGUAUUUUUUGUAGCCUUAAUGGCCAAGAAGAACACUUGUAGAUUAACCACUGCGCUGUUGGUACUGGUAAUAGGUGAAACCAUUGGCUAAAUUCCACUAUGAUACUUGGGACUAAUUCCACUAUGAUACUUGGGACAGAUUACCGUAUCUGACUAACAUCAGAGUUCAAAUUAUGUACUGCAAGCUUACCCAAACAGGCAUAUUCCAAAUUUUUUAAUCAAUUCCCACAUUCUUUCCCAGGUGGAUUCUGGGAAUUAAAGUGAUGAUACCUCAAGUGAGGUUAGAAAUCAUUUCCAUGGAAAGAAUUAUAGGAACCGCCAGUUCAUUUGUCCCGCUCUAAUGUGGAAGGUGUUUUUAUUUUAUUUAAUGUUUUAAAUCUAGGCAAACAUUACAUGAAUUGUCUUUUAACUUCAUUUUGGAACCUUUUUAAUGGGUGGGAAUAUACAAAAGACUCAAUUGCUGAAUUAUGGCAACUCCUCCAUCCCUCUGGUUUUACCAACAGAGCAGGCACUUUAAUUCACUGUUACCCUUUAAAGAGCUCCAUUGAGAAAACUUCACCCAUCUAGGAGUUUUGUUAUGUCCCGGAACAAAAAAGAGAGGCCAAGCCAAGGGGGCAGGUUUUGGUCUGGAGCAGAGUCUCCAACCUUGACAACUUUAAGACUUGUGGACUUCAACUCCCAGAAUUCCUCAGCCAGCUUUGCUGGUUGAGGUAUUCUGAGAGUAGAAGUCCACAAGUCUUAAAGUUGCCAAGGUUGGAGACCCCUGGUCUGGAGUGACAGCAUCCGUUAUGGAAUAAUCUAGAAGAACAUGUCAUGCCCAGAACAAGCCAGGGGGAAAACCAGUUUUGAGAGUGGUCCAUCUGUCUCGAUGCUUCUUGGCUGCUAUUGUUUUAGUCCUGGAGGAGACACUGAGCUGAGGAUCUUAUCUAUGCUCAUGUUGAUAGGUGUGUGUUGUGGAGGGGAAAGACAGACCUGGUUUUGAAAGGCUUGAUGGUGUGUUGCCUUAGUGCCACGGUUGGAUGAAUAUCGAUGUCCACGUGUUUUAUGAAGGAAUCUGGCCUUUUCCCGAUGAUAGGGAUGGAGGAAAAAGACCUUCUCCCAAUGGCCUCCUAGUGCCACCAUUCUGAACUCUGGCCUUUCAGUUUUCUGCUGAUGCCCAGGUUGUCAUGAGGGUAGCAGUCACAAAAGCCCUGUUAACUUUAAAAACCAGCAAUUCCUCCAUCAAUGUAAAGCUGGAGGGGGUAUGCAGGGUGUGCCAUGUGGGAUAGGAUAAGAACAUCUCUUGAUGUUCUCUGUCCGGCCAAACAAGCAAUAUCCCCUGAAGUUCCAACACCCAAGAAAAAGACAGCGCCUUUUUAAAAAACCAUCGUAUAAUUAAAAUUUUAUAUGCAUUUAUAUGUAUUUUGUGUAUUUUUGUAUAUAUACACAUAUACAAAAUACGUGUAUAUGUACACAUACACAAAAUGCAUAUAAAUUUUAAUUAUGGUAUAUGCAGUUUGUGUAUGUAUGUAUCUGUAUAUCUGUGUACACAUAUCAUAUUUAUGUAUGCGUGUGUGUGUGUGUCUGUAUAUAUAUAUGUAUAAGAUAGAUAUAGUGAUAGAUUUAGAUAGAUUUAGAUAGAUAUAGAUAGGUAUAGAUAGAUAUAGAUAGAUAUAGAUAGGUAUAGAUAGAUAUAGAUAGAUAUAGAUAGCUAUAGAUAGGUAUAUAUACACACACACAUAUACACGCAUACAUAAAUAUAUGUGUACAUAGGUAUACACAUACAUACGUACACAAAAUAUGUGUGUUUGUGCAUAUAUACACACACAUACACAAAAUGUCUAUAAAAUCUAAGAUUUUAAUUACAUCCACAUUUUGUGUAUGCAUAUAUACACCUUGAUGUAUGUAUGUACACACACACACAAACACCACAUGCAUAUAAAAGGCAUAUAAAAUUUAAAUAUAUGAUGGUUUUUUAAAAAGGCACUGCCUCCCUCAUGCAACUUUGGAGCUGAUUUUAAAUCCCCAGCAACUUUGUGUAGCAUUCUAACGUAAAGGCGGAUUGGAUUUAAUGAUGUUGAAUUUUUAACAAAUGCUCUGUUUCCUUUCCCAAGUGCUCAAAUACCUUUUGUGGUAUUUGGCUUACUGAUAUAUUCUUCUGCUGGUUGUUGUAUGUGGUGUAUUUUCUCCUUUUUGUUGUUGGAUGUGGUGGUAAGAGGAGAGCCCCGGAAAAUUCUCAACCACAGAAGGGGAAAGGAAAUUUACAAGAGUCUUGUUGGUCCAACCGUUAGCUAUACAAAUUGAUGGAUGGUUUUCCCCAAAUGCUUUUUUCCCCAUUCAAGGAGAUAUCUGGAGAACUUGAAAUAAUCAACUGGCUGUCUGGAGCCCCUUUCUUGGCACUAUCACACUUUUGUUUUGCAAUCGGAUUACUAUGGGACACCAUUCGCAACCUGAGACGGUACUUCCCAGUUGUGCAGGAUUUGAAUCCCCAUUACUCCUGCUGACUACAGGUUAUGGGGUUUCCUAUCCGAUAUAUCUGGAGGAGGCAGAUGGUAGGAAAGGUUGGCUAAUGCCAUUGUGACACCUCUUCGUAGCACAAACCUGUCACCAGAGGGGCUGAUAGCAGUAGUCAAGAGCUUGUGUCAACUAUAGGUAUUAUGGGCUCCUCAGUGAUGGGCAAUUCCCUUUAAAUGUAGAUUUUGUAGCCUUAAUGUCCAAGAAGAACACUUGUAGAUUAACCACUGCGCUGUUGGUACUGGUAAUGGGUGAAACCAUUGGCUAAAUUCCACUAUAAUACUUGGGACUAAUUGAUUACCGUAUCUGACUAACAUCAGAGUUCAAAUUAUGUACUGCAAGCUUACCCAAGCAGGCAUAUUCCAGAUUUUUUAAUCAAUUCCCGCAUUCUUUCCCAGGGCUCUCUAAGGGAGAUUCUGGGAAUUAAAGUGAUGAUACCUCAAGUGAGGUUAGUAAUCAUUUCCAUGGAAAGAAUUGUAGGAACCGCCAGUUCAUUUGUCCCACUCUAAUGUGGAAAGUGUUUUAAUUUUAUUUAAUGUUGUUUUAAUGUUGUUUUAAAUUUAGGCAAACGUUACAUGAAUUGGCUUUUAACUUCAUUUUGGAACCUUUUUAAUGGGUGGGAAUACACAAAAGACUCAGUUGCUGAAUUAUGACAGCUAGGCUUCUGAUUCUCGUUGGGGAUCCCACAUAUUUUAAAGUGGGUGCGAUUUUCGGUUGCACACUACAUGCAAAAGAGCCAUAGGAAAAUGUGGCCCCCUGCUGCUGCUCCCCCUCCCUGUGUAUACUACAAACAAAAGGUAAUACAUUUGUCUGUUGAUUACCCCCUUGUAAAUAAUUUUCUAUUUUACUUUUUUGGUGGUAACUAUCGAGAUAAAUAUUUUAAUUAGAUAACUUAUAAGAAAUGAAUUACAUUGUGUAUCAAUAAAAGCCAAACA
Molecule: messenger RNA, 12733 nt
Organism: Ahaetulla prasina
Lineage: Eukaryota; Metazoa; Chordata; Lepidosauria; Squamata; Colubridae
Gene: ELOA
Product: elongin A
Exons: 11
Coding region: 25-2316 (763 amino acids)
Biological process (GO): transcription elongation by RNA polymerase II
Cellular component (GO): nucleus; elongin complex
Source: RefSeq, a predicted model, not a curated record